Molecule: messenger RNA, 6930 nt
Organism: Anopheles stephensi (Asian malaria mosquito)
Lineage: Eukaryota; Metazoa; Arthropoda; Insecta; Diptera; Culicidae
Gene: RhoGAP71E
Exons: 10
Coding region: 1509-3866 (785 amino acids)
Biological process (GO): signal transduction
Molecular function (GO): GTPase activator activity
Source: RefSeq, a predicted model, not a curated record
AAAAAAUGCGAUAAAGUAGAAAUCUGCGGGAGCGAGCGGAGCGUCAUUCGUGGUUUGGUGCGUGUGUUUUUAUUGUUAAUUUAGAUGGAAAAUUGUACAAAAUAAACCUAUUGACCGGUGUAGCACGUUCUCCAUAUUGUGCCGACCAGACAACGAUGUAAACAUUGUGCGAAAGUGUUCAGGUUCAGGUGCCAUACAGUAUGCGGUAUGUGAAUAUGGCGCUGGCUUGGUGGUAGUGAUGGUACAGAUACGGAAACAAUAGAAACGAUCUCUGGCCGUUUCCGUACGCCAAAUUGAUGCGUGCGUUCGUGUGUGCGUGUGUUAGGAUGAUACAAUGGCAGUUGCGCUUUGUGUUUAGACUAAACCGGAAUUGCGGUACGGAUCAACCACGGCAAUCUGUUUACACUGUGCGUAGCCAGACAGUCAGCCACAUAGCGCAGCAUAAAAUCUUCCUGGACGAAGAAAACGAAACGUGAAAACUGUGCCUGUUCCAGGUACGGAGUAGGUGCAGCCGAGAAUCGAAAACGGAACAAAAGAAACGAAGCGGCAGCCCAGUGUCCAGUGUUCAGAGUGGGUGUCAUACAUACAGUAAAGUCCAAACACACCGAACAACGUUUGGUGUGGUUCACACAAACACACAAGCACAUUUUCUCGCUCUCGAAUGCACACAUCACCCCAGCUCCCUCAGCCAGAAUAAAACAAAGUAAAGAAGUGUGUGUGUGUGUGGGAGCGUGACUGUGUGCCUGCACGGUGGAAAAUGGUACGGAAAGUGUUGUUGCCCGUGAUGGUUUUAUGCUUUCCUACCACUAUCGCAACAGCGCGUACAGCAUUCAGUCGCAGCACAGCUGUGUGGGGGAAAGUGUAGAAAAAGAAAUGAAAAGCGCGCUGUAGGGGGAAGUGGCACGGUUGAGUGUAGUAGUGGCGAGAAAAAGGCGUCGCUCACGCACAGUCGCGCGCGUGGUGGCUGAAGUUUUAGUCGCGUUUGAAGAGGCACGCCGAGAGCAAGCAAGCAAGCGAGCAGCAGCAGCAGCCUGCCAUCCGUGAAGAGAGUGCGUCGUGAUUCUGUGUGUGGUGGGCUCAAGGCACACAUACGCGCGAGAGUGCGAAAUCAAAACGGGUCCAGCCAUAGAUUCUGGUGUGUGCGUCUAGAGUGUAUGUGUGCGCGCGUGUGUGUGUGUAGAGCUGUGUGUUUCUUUUCCUUUUCCAUACAUUCUGGAAAACGAUCCAAGUACACACAGGGUGAGGAAAAAAUGCGGAUGAAUCUAUAAAUCUAAACUUGAAGAAUCUCUAGUGUUUUGCGAUAGAAAGGAAGGCGCCCAGUGGGGGUAACGUAGCGCAAGUGCAAAUAUUUUCGAUUUUUCUUCAGUUCAACGAAAAAAAAAACACAACCGAAGAGAAAAGUCAGUUCAGCAGCUGUGCUGUGGUGGCAGUACGCCGAUUGACAAGCGCACGGCAAGAAGAGCUGACACAUCCUUCAGGAAUACGGUGGACGAAACGAACAGUGCGAAAUGUCUAGCUGGGCCCAGCGGAUGCACCGCCGGGCGGCAACCUUCGGCAGCGUGGUAACGUCCUGCGGCCACCCGGGCACCCCCUACCCGCACCGGCUCGAGAAGGUGAAGUUUGGCGUACCGCUGGAAGAGGUGUGCAAAAACGAUAUCCCCGGACCACUGUUGGUGUUGAUACUGAAGCUCAACAAGGAGGCUCCGUGCCGGAAGGAUGUGUUCCGGGCGCCCGGUAAUCAGGGUGCGAUGAAGAAGCUGAUCCACUUCCUGCAGCAGGGCCGGCUGGUGAACGUGGACAACUAUUCGGUGUACACGAUCGCGAGCGUGCUGAAAAAGUUCCUGCGAAAGAUCCCGGGCGGUGUGUUUGGGCGGGAGGGUGAGGCGGAACUGUUCCAGAUAGUGGACCUCGACGAUGAGGUGCAGCAGCAGGAGAAGAUUCACAGACUACUUAUGUCACUGCCAGGCCACACGCAGCGUUUGCUGGUGUUGCUGUUUGGAACAUUCCGCGUGAUCGCCAGCAACUCCGAACGCGCCGAAACGGGCAUGACGAGCGAAGCGCUCGGAGUCUCGGUGGCGCCCAGCUUCUUCCAGUCCUGUGUCAGCGACGGCAAAACGGCACGGAUGAAGGAUGUGCUGCGUUUUAAGGCGGAAGUUCACGUGGCGACCAAGAUAAUGAAGCAGAUGAUAGAACAAUUCACUGCCUGUGAUCUGUUCGGACGCGUCAACUACGAGUAUUAUGCACGGGUAACCGGGCGUGUCCUGCGAGUACAAGACGAAUGGAUAUGCUCGUUCCGUUAUCCACCGCCGCCGCGAGGCAAGACGGCGCAACAGCAUUAUGCACUAAAACUAGCUCUAGAGACCGAAAAAACCUGGCUACAGUGCGAAUGCGAACGAUGGGGUCUAAUCGCCCAGGAAGAAUCGCACUCAACGCCGGCCCUAUUGACGACGGGCGGUCCGAACGUAGGUAACUCGGCUGUAUCUCUCGGCAUCAUUCCAGAGCACUCAUUGCUUGAAUCAUGCGCUCGGCUUUCUGUGUCGCUUGAAGGCCCAGGGAUAUUCAAUGUGCAAAAGUCCAGCUGCUCCUCGUCGUCCCAUUCGUCAUCGUCCAACACGCGGUCCGGCUCGCAGCAUCACAUGACCAUGGACGAGCUGCGGGCCGUUAAUCGGUACGCGGAGAGUACCAAGAGCCUUUCCUACCUUCCGCAGAAACAAUCAUCGAUCAUCUCUGUUCCGCCGACUGUUGUCAUCACGCUUUCGAUGCAGAACCCAGAACAACACGUGCACGAACGGCAAGCGGCAAGGAUGCGCACCCGGUCCGAAUGGUUCCUCGGAGCGCGGGGCAGCUCGCUCGAGCUGUGCCACGACGGUACCGGCUCGUUGCUACAUCCACAGAUUGUGACGUCGACGCCGAUCCCGGGAGCGAUCGGUCACGGCCAUCAUCAUCCGCACGGAAUAAUCGUGGGAAACGUCGGUUUGAGUGCAUCGGCGGAAUCGGUCCAUCAGUCGUCGGCUAAGCGUCCCAGCCGGCGCGCUGGUUCCCGCCACGGUCACCUGCAUCGAUCCUCAUCGCGACGCAACAAGGAAAAUGGUUCCUCGCGCUCGAACAGCUUUCGCAAUAAGGCUAACAACGGUAGCAAGGGCGGUGCCAACACAUCUGCUUCCAGCAACAACCAUGCCACUAACGACCCGAUCAUCAACAACACAGGUCUGGCGGUGGUACAGCAAGCGGUCAUCAAUAGUGGUGGUGGCGGUGCGGGCAUUGGUGGCCCGGUACCGAUGGUGACGGCGAGUGGAACGGGCCGGGUGCGGAAACAGAGGGCCGUUUCAUUCGAGCAAACGUCAACCACAACGGCUGGCACGAUGACCAGCUCGAGCUCGGUUUCGGGAGGUUCUGCAUCCGGUAUGACCUGCCCAGUUACGGGCUGUAGCCUGAACCAUCAACCGGGUGCAGUGACUGGGCGGGGUGGUGUCGUGUGGCACGAGUAUGCCUCGAAAUCGUUGGACGAGAAGAAGUUGCUCACCAAGCAGCACAAUGUGAUGAGCGGACCCGGUAUUGCUGGUGACAGUACGAGUGGCGAAACUGCAGCGGAUGUCCCCGUCGGUCGCCGAAGUAUCGUUUCCGUGUGUGUGAACGAUCGACAGCUGCUCGACAGCGAUGACGAUUGGCAGAUGACGGACCAAAGUGCUCAACAUCAUCAGCAUUCACACCUUCAUCACCAGCAACCCCAUCAUCAUCAUCAUCAUCACCAUCAUUCGGUGAGCAACAGUGGUAAUGCGGCUGGUGCACCGGCCCCACCGGGAACGGCAACCAGUGGCUCAACGAUGAGUUCGUUACUGCAUCAUUUUAAACCGCCACGAAUAUGAUUCUAAAAGCUGACACUCUCUCCAUACGAGGUAAACUUCCGGUUUUGGCUGAGGAAAACUCUCACCGUCACAAGUCAGGUUUUAUUUUCUGCAAGCAACGAUGAUGAAACACUCGAAAGCAAUCGAAUGCGAGCCUAGCGAGCAUCCAGUGCGUUUUGUUUUUCUUCUUUUGAAUAAUAUCAUUUUAGGUAGAUUAGGCAGAGCUUUAGUAAAACCAAACGUAUCCAACGCUUUACCGAUGAGUAUCAUCAAGAACGAUUCAGUGUCGAUUUAUGUUACGAGUAGUCAUCGUCAAAUCAGCGGUAAAAAAGGAGGCGGCCUAUAGUUUCGGUUUGCCUUCCGUUUGUGAAAUUUUCCCCCUUACUUGGCCGCUUUUGCGUCACGCCAGCAAAUCAUGUAGCGUUAACGUACCGGAAACGAAGCAGAAGCAUUUUGUUGCAAAUUUUGAACCCUUUUUAUCCAACACAGAAGAAAAAAAACUCUUAUGAUAGAUUUACAUUAUGUUCGAAUGCUGACCGAUCGACUAUCGCCCCCGCCGUUCGAAGGUGACGGAGCACACGUAUGCCAAACCUAGACUACGAUGUUGUAAUUCGUGUGACAAAAGCGAACCGAAAUUUAGACUGUGCAAACGUUGGGGUAGGAGCAAAAAACACACGUUGAAAACCGAUCGUAGAGAAAACGAGUAAGUGAAGUAUUAUGGUGGGGAGCGAUCAUUAAAUUGAUGCUUUCGUCUAGCUGUUUAGUGAUAGGUACCGUGCACAAGAAAAUCGCAAUCGCAAUGAACAUUUGCCAGAGAAGAAGGACCCGCGUAUCGACUCCUAACUGCAGAGAAUCUAGCACUAUUACCACUCUCAGCUGAACAGCGGUUUUACGCGUUUCAGUUCCCUGGAGAUGGGGAGAAGAUUACGUACCCGUAGGACACUACCGCACGCGGGUACAAGCGAGAAAAAAAACCUAGGAUUAAACAUUACUACUGUAAGCUCCAGCGUAUAUAUCUGUUCGUUACAAAUUUCGAAACGGGAUCGAGAUUUUGCGUACAUAAUUAUUUAUUUGAUAAAAUCUACAUGGUACAUUCCUAACGAUGGGGAGAAGCUUAUGAGUGGACGAAUGGAAGCAAUUUUGCAGCUUAGUAAUCGUACAGAUAGAGUCGGUGAAGAUAUUGCUCAAACGUCGUGAUGAAACACGCACUCACACACACACACAUAAUUUCGAAUACUUUUUCACGAAUAUUAAAUGAGAGAAGAAUGUUAGGAAACGCCGUAUUAUUGGUUCAAAGCAUAACAAUCAUCGAUUGGUUCAAAAUUGUGUGUGUUUUGCUUCCACAAAUGUAUUUAAUUAAUUUUACCAACACCGACGACACUACUGAUGGUAGGGAGAGUUAUUUGAAUGAAUGGAAAAUCGAAUCGAGCAUUAAAGUAAGAUAUAAAAGUUGAAGAUAUGGCCGAACCAGAAGAAUAGCUGGGCAAAAAGCUGUUUGAACCGGCUUUAUGUAAUUAGAAAUUAAUUUCGAUUAAACUCCCGAAGCUUUUACGGUGAUAAAAUUAGGUUGGCAGUUUUGUUGUUGAUUUGCCUGUAAUAAUAACGAACACAAGAAAGUAUUUAAAUCAUCAGCAGUGGAGUAACGAAGCACGUUCCGUCGGAACAUUCUUCCAAGCAAACGCCGAACGAAGCGAACGAUUUGACAAGCCUGCACCGAUGAACCUGCUAGCGCCAUCUAGUGGCAAACAAUGUAAUCUGAGCCAGAAAACGCUUUAGCUCGGUUUGUGUUUGCGGAACGUAUUGAACAACAAGUCGGUUGCAGCUCGCUUUCGUUUUUAAAUAAGUACACAGAUAAAAGACACAUUUUCAGGAAUAUUACUUCUACUCGUAUGCAGCUUUGUAAUCUUUACUUAAAUGCAAAGUCUUUCGGUAAAAUUUCGGACUGCACCGUCUUACACGUCCCGCCAACGAUGCUAAUAUUUUUUUUAAACCCUGCGCUGAACGCACGUAGCCCCCAACCCGUACACGUACGUAACGAAACCAAAUGAAUUUAAGUGAGCAAAACGGUGGACGCGUGGCAGACUAAUAAACGCGAAACAAUCGAUCAAUCAUGAAUGUUACUACAAUUCUCUCAAAACGUGUGGUCAAAAGCAAGGUUCCGCGCAGCACGUGGAAAACUAAUCCAGCAUAUUGUACGAGCAUUUACCUAAGUGGAUAGAGUGGAACGUAUUUUUUUUCGGCAUGUUUAGGGAUAGUGUAGCGAAGAAGGGUGGACAUGAAAUGAUGAGGAUUCGAAUAGGACGUAUGUAACAAUGAAACUGAAACUAUUUUUGAAUCGCUUUGAAGGUAACGUUUUUUCUUCUACGUGUAUUUUAAGCACCGUGUUUUGGAAGGAAGACAUCUUGGGGAGGAGAUAGGUGGAUUUACUGACGCGUAAUGAAGAUAGUUGUGAUCAGCAAAAUUUUACUGACACCCUGACACGGAUAUUAAGUUUUUUUUACGCUGAACUGAAGGAUGAAUUUCGAUAUGAAUACUAAUUUCACUAAUACAGUCAUCUUUUCUGCUUCGUAGCUUCAGUAACGCCUCAGUUUUUUUUCGAAUUGUUCAUAAGCACUUCCAAAAAUAAUUAUUUGACAAACAAGCAAACACACAAAUUAAGGGAUAUUCGUACAAAAUUGCGCCUCCGGGUCUUCCCUGCUGUGUGCGCUCAUACAUGUGUUCAGGUCGAAGGUUUAAGUUAGUGUUUCUCUUUGUCCGAACGUAAAAAAAAACCGGAAAGCGAAAGUGUUCAAUGUACUACGUAGCACAACAAGGAAAAAAAGUAUGGAUAAUUUACUUUACAUUUAAAGCAAACCCGUGAAAGCAAACUGCACUGACAAAACUUUACUGCGGCCGUGAUGGGGCAUGCCUCCCCAAAAUGCAUGUGCUGCUGGUGAAUGAAUGAUUGAAUGAAGGACUAGAGACUAGAGAUGAUACAAAACCAAACUAAAUUUUAAAACCCUUUACGAUCGUCAAGUAAUAAUAAUAAUAAAGCAAGUCGUAUAUCGAAACCAGUUUAUUAAUCUAAGACUGAAAAAUAGAGCAA